Molecule: messenger RNA, 1191 nt
Organism: Aspergillus wentii DTO 134E9
Lineage: Eukaryota; Fungi; Ascomycota; Eurotiomycetes; Eurotiales; Aspergillaceae
Product: TauD/TfdA family dioxygenase
Exons: 4
Coding region: 1-1191 (396 amino acids)
Molecular function (GO): oxidoreductase activity
Source: RefSeq, a predicted model, not a curated record
AUGGCCCCUGCUCUAACUGACUCGGCCCCGACGGCCCCUCACCACCUUGGCCCCAUCUCUCGCGAUAUCUUCCCCGACGGCCUCAAAACCACCGGCCAACAUCCCCCUCUCUACGACCACAUCCAUCCGUUUGACGAGUUUCCGCGUCAAAUCUCCGGUCCUACGGUCUGGAAGCCUGAGGAUUAUCGCGAGAACCCGGAGAAAUGGACGCACGUUUUCUCUGCCGACGAGGUCGAGGAACUCAGCGUUGCGGCGGAUAACUUUCUCGCGGCCAAGAUUCCUCUUACUGGUAUCUCCAAGAGCAACUUCCCCCUCCCAAACCUAAGCAAAGACCUCCUCAAACUCCGCGCCGAUCUCAUCGACGGCAAGGGCUUCAUCCUCUUCAAGGGCUUCCCCGUCGAGAAAUGGGGCAACCACAAGUCGGCCGUCGCCUACAUGGGUCUCGGCACGUAUCUGGGCUACUUUGUCAGUCAGAACAGUCGCGGCCAUGUGCUUGGCCAUGUUAAGGAUCUGGGCGAGGACUCGACUCAGAUUGACAAGGUGCGCAUUUAUAGGACGAAUGCUCGUCAAUUCUUCCACGCCGACGACUCCGAUAUCGUCGGAUUACUCUGCAUCGCAAAGGCACUGGAAGGAGGAGAAUCAGACAUUGCCUCCUCGCACAACGUCUACAACACCCUCGCUGCCGAACGCCCUGAUGUCCUGAAAACCCUCACCGAACCCAUCUGGUACUUUGACCGAAAGGGUGAGAUCAGUAAGGGCCAGGAAGAGUAUAUCCGGACCAGUGUCGUGUAUCUGGAACGGGGCGAGAAUGCGCGUGUUUAUACCAAAUGGGACCCCUACUACGUCCGCUCCCUCACCCGCUUCUCCGACGCAGGAAUCAUCCCCCCUCUUUCCCCCGCCCAGCUCGACGCCCUCCAAGUCCUCGAAGACACCUGCAACCGACACGCCCUGCACAUGGUCCUCGACGUCGGCGAUAUCCAGUUCCUCGCCAACUCGCACGUCUUGCACGCGCGUACCUCGUACACAGACCAUGCCCCGCCUACCCCGCGUAGACAUCUGAUGCGCUUGUGGCUGGCGACGCCCGAGGAAGAAGGGGGUUGGAAGUUGCCGUUUUGGGAUAGUAAUGAGAAGAAGCGGGGGGGUAUUCAGGUCGAUGAUCAGGCGCCUGUUGCGCCGUUGGAUGCGGAGUAA